Clonostachys byssicola is the source of this 1200-nucleotide messenger RNA. NCBI's taxonomy places the organism in Eukaryota, Fungi, Ascomycota, Sordariomycetes, Hypocreales, Bionectriaceae. The record is from the annotation of a GenBank genome assembly.
AUGACAAACAAUGAGCUGAUUGAGUUGACCAAUGGUGGUGGUGACUCGACUCCUGCUGUUCCUACUACCAUGAUUUGGGUCUGCGGUCGAUGGACCCUGAUUUUUCAUACCGACAUGGACUCUCGUGAUCCUGAGGAAGUUCGGACCAACUUCCUUAAUGUGCUGCAUUUGCUCGACUUCAGCAUAUUCUACCCUAAUUCUCACAACUUUCCUCUUUUUUCACUGGAACAGGAUGGGACUUUCCAGCCAGUCAUUACGGUAUGUGCUAUUCCCCUCUCGAUGCAUUAUCCAUUGUCAAUGAUCAUUGCUAAUCCGUGCCUCUUCGCGUUAUUGAAGGACUUCCAAUACAUUGCGCCUAAUCACCUCUUGAUUCAAAUUCCAGGACGCGAGCAAUCCUGGUUCAUCGAAAUUCCAUCAUCUCCUCUGCGCCCUCUCACCUCCUCAUACCUCUCAAACUUCUCAAACCUUUCUAUACUCAACGCCUCGGUUCCUGAUUACAACAACAUCUCCUUGAGCUUGAGCAAUGUACUUGAUCCUCGACUCCUUGAGGACACUCAGGUUUUUGAGGGUACUCAGGAUCAGCUUGCCCUCCCUCAGCCUGAUGUCUCCAAUGCCUCCUCGGCUUAUUCUCAACCCUGGGAAGCGGCUCAAGAGUCUCAAGAUUCCAUGAUAGAACAUGACAAGCUUGGUCUAAAUUCUUUUUGGCCCGCCUUUAGUCUCAUGGCUCAGAAAUGCAUCGAAUACCCCCAGUGCCCACCCUCAUCACCAGUUCGAAACGGUUCUCCCGAGACCAUUCACUCUGCAUCACCUCCUAGCAAUGCCUCUAUCGAGCAGAGCGUAGGAAAGCUCAUACAGAGACGCACUCGUUCUUCCAUCGCCUCCCGUCGUGCUGGUCGCCUCAGGCCUGCCCGUGCGGCCAAGAAGCGCACCAUGGCCAGCCCGCCGCCCAGGGGCCACUUCAAGGUCUCCCGGGAAGAUCGUUCCAUGGUCCCCUAUGACAACGACCUUCGCGAUGAGUUGCUCGUCCGUGGCCGUCUAAUGGGCUUCUCCUACUCCGAGAUCAAGGAGAGCGCUGGCAUGCCUGAUGCCCUGGCGACCCUGCGUGGCCGGUAUCAACAACUCUUGCGGAAGAUGGUACAAGAGGAUCUCAAGAAGAAGAGAGAUGAUGAGAAGGAUUCCGAUGGCAAGAACAAGGAGUGA